AUGACUGUCGAUUUGAAGUCGACUCUCAACUCCGAGCUCUUCGAGUUCAUGAGAGACAAGUGGAUUCCCUUUUCGAGAACACAAUCUCUCGACUUUGAUAAAGUCAUUCCAACAAUUCUGUCUUACAAGAAACUCGAUCUCGAGCAGGUUCAGCACAAGGCACUUCCCGCACUGAAAGGGCUGAGCCUCUUUGGGCUGAAUCAUUUACCUGAUAUGCUCGAAUUCCUCCCCGACCCCGACAAUGCCGACUUUCCUAGUGAGGCUUUGGGACUACAGCUUUUGCUCGACCAGGCUCCGCGGGCUCUUCUCAAGGGCAUUGAUAGUCGAUGGUCUCACGCUUACUUUGACGAAAUAUCUUUGCAGUAUGCCCAGCGGCUCCAGACUCUUCCUGCCCACCAGAAACCAAGUUCUUGGGGUCGAUGGCAGGGUAAGGUGUCUCUGGACUAUUUUGUUCUUGUGCGCAUCUGGUUCGGCGCGCCUUUUGUUCAUCAUGAGAAGGCGUCUGCGCAAGCUGUCGCCUUCACCGAGCAGACACGUCGUCUCAUUGAGGACACGUUCAAGAUCCAAGACCCAUGUCGUACUCAACCAGAGAAGCGAUGGGAUCUCUAUGGUUUUCCAAGGUUGUGGAAACAGGGUGGCCCCGAAAGUCCCUGUGGAGUAGCGGCGGGCACAUUCUGGUUAACACACUUGAUGGAUGUUCAUAAACCAAUUUUGGACCUGUACGGAAGAUACCCUUAUCAGAACAGUCUCCUCGGACGCCUUGAUACAGCGGAAGAAGAGGCUUGGCUCCAGAAAGCUGCUUGCUUCGAGGUGGACACCGAUGCACGAGAAAGAAUCAGGCGUGACGUGGACACUGGGCAGUGGACGCCAUUGAAGGGUAUUAUGUAG
Pestalotiopsis fici W106-1 is the source of this 888-nucleotide messenger RNA. RefSeq lists its product as uncharacterized. Bases 1 to 888 code for a protein of 295 amino acids. NCBI's taxonomy places the organism in Eukaryota, Fungi, Ascomycota, Sordariomycetes, Amphisphaeriales, Sporocadaceae. The transcript has a single exon. The record is from RefSeq and is a predicted model, not a curated record. Gene Ontology annotation, molecular function: protein binding.